ACAAUCCCUCCGCCAUCCCCAGAAACCGUGUCUGUGCUACCUAAUCGUCGGUUCUGGACCACGUUGUUUUCCCACCAGCUUCUCGCAACCCCACGGUUACUCCAUCUGUCGUUUCCUCGGCAUUUCGCCCUCCUCCCCCCCCACCCGUCAGCUGCGGAGACAUACAUCCCUUUGCGCUACUACCGACCUGCUCCGGUCUCCCCCCAUCCUCGCCUACCGCGCAGCUCCCCCAUCUCUCUUUCUCGAAGGUGCCCUCUCAAUUGACUGGAGGGCGUGUCGGUGUGGUCGAAACGGCUCCGGGAACAGUGGAGGAUGAAAGGGACCCGCGACCGAUGGGUGUAAUACGGAAGAAGACCGCCUCGCGCGGCACUGAAGCGGGCACCAAAUAUCACUGCGAUAUCUGCUCGGUGGAUGUGACUUCGACGGUCCGCGUUUCCUGCGCCCAUCCCGCCUGUCAUGAAUAUGACCUCUGCGUCCCCUGCUUCGCGGCCGGCGAGAAGUCCAAGAACCACGACCCCUCCACGCACCCGUACCAGGUGAUCGAGCAGAACUCGGUGCCGAUCUUCGAGGAAGACUGGGGCGCCGACGAGGAGCUCCUGCUGCUGGAGGGCGCCGAGAUCUACGGGCUGGGGUCGUGGGCCGACAUUGCCGACCACAUCGGCGGCUACCGCACGAAGGAGGAGGUCCGCGACCACUACAUCAGCGCGUAUGUCGAUAGUCCGAACUUCCCGCUGCCGGAACGUGCCGACCCGGAUGACAAGCGGCUCUCGGAGUCCAUCUCCAAGGAGGAGUUCCAGGCGCGGAAGAAGCGGCGCAUCGAGGAGCGUAAGGAAGCGGCCAAGGCAGCCCCGCCGACAACUCCGAAACAGAAACCCACAGCCAGUGUACCGGCCUGUCACGAGGUGCAGGGGUACAUGCCGGGUCGGUUGGAGUUCGAGACGGAGUUCCUGAACGAGGCGGAAGAAGCCGUGCAGCACAUGACGUUCGAGCCCGGGGCGGGCGAGACGGCGAACGGCGAACUGGAUGCGGAGAUGGAGCUGAAGAUGACGGUGGUGGAUAUCUACAACUCGCGGCUGACGGCGCGCACGGAGCGCAAGAAGGUCCUCUUCGAGCACAACCUCCUCGAGUACCGGAAGAACACGGCGCUGGAGAAGAAGCGCACGAAGGAGGAGCGCGACCUCCUGAACAAGGCGAAGCCUUUCGCGCGAAUGAUGAACCACGACGACUUCGAAGAGUUCAACAAGGGCCUGGAGUACGAACACAAUCUCCGACUGGCGAUCACACAACUACAGGAGUGGCGGCAGAUGGGGAUCGGGGACCUUAAGGGCGGCGAGAAGUACGAGCAAGAGAAGCAACAGCGUUCCCAGCGCAUGGCGCCGCAAGGCUCGUUUGACCGGUUCGCCAGCACACGACCCACCAAGCAGGCGCCGCAACCAGAACAGCCGUCCGCUGCCAGCCAGCUGACAACGCCCGAGCUGCCUCUUCGGCUGCAGAAGACGUCCGGCACCCCCAAGGCGCCAGAGCUUCCCAACCCGCCGCCGCUGAACGACUUCGAUCGGAUGUUUGCCGCCAGCAACGGCGACGCCCCCACGCCCACGCCAGCGAAGACGAAGUUCGUGGUGCAGCCGCUCAACGGGGUGACCCCGUGGAAGCUAGAGAACGAGGGGGCGCCAGACCUGCACCUGCUGACGAAGGAAGAGGUGGAGGUGUGCAACGUGCUGCACAUGCAGCCGAAGCCGUACCUGGUGGUGAAGGAGACGAUGUUGAAGGAGGCGAUGAAGCAGGGGGGCAGUCUCAAGAAGAAGGAUGCGCGAAGCAUCAGCAAGAUCGAAAAUACCAAGUCGAGUCGAAUCUACGAUUUCAUGGUGCACAGCGGGUGGAUCAACAAGGGGUAGGAAGGAGCCUACGAGGGCACGGCCGUUGGAUUGUAUGAGCCGAUACCAGGUAAUUCUGUCAGUAGUAUUAGUAUGGAGUAUGGCGUUGGUAGUGACUAGAUGCUUGCUAGCUUGCAUGGGUGGAUUACACUACAAUUUAGAAGGACAUGAUUUAUUUUUUUUUUA
Molecule: messenger RNA, 2060 nt
Organism: Aspergillus heteromorphus CBS 117.55
Lineage: Eukaryota; Fungi; Ascomycota; Eurotiomycetes; Eurotiales; Aspergillaceae
Gene: adaB
Product: chromatin-binding transcription regulator ADA2
Exons: 3
Coding region: 333-1895 (520 amino acids)
Biological process (GO): chromatin remodeling; regulation of transcription by RNA polymerase II
Cellular component (GO): SAGA-type complex; nucleus
Molecular function (GO): chromatin binding; zinc ion binding; transcription coactivator activity
Source: RefSeq, a predicted model, not a curated record